GUGGCUCGGCUGUUCUCUUCCUCCGCGGAGGGCCUUGGCGAUCCGGCGGUGUGACUGCUGUCCCGUGGCUGUUUUGAACGCGUGGUGCUUGCGUCGGAGACUCGCUGAAAGCUCGGCAGCGGCGCGCGGCAGGUGUCGCGAGCCGAGCCCUAGGUGGCCACUCCAUGCCGGGUUGGAGGCUGCUGGCGCAGGCUGGCGCCAAGGUGCUGGGCUGUGGCGCCACAGGCCUAAGUGCUGCCCCGGGCUUAGGGAGUAGAACAAACAUCUGGCUUUUUGUUAGAAAUCUCCACAGCAAGAGUAGUACUUGGUGGGAUGAGCAUCUUUCUGAAGAAAAUGCCUCGUUUGUUAAGCAACUGGUCCUUGAUGAAAAUAAAGCCCAAUUAUCAAGUAAACUGAAUCCCCUGAAAGAUGAACCGUGGCCUUUACAUCCUUGGGAACCAGGUUCUUCCAGAGUCGGCCUUAUUGCCCUCAAGCUGGGCAUGAUGCCUUUAUGGACCAAGGAUGGUCAAAAGCAUGUAGUCACAUUACUUCAGGUACAAGACUGCCAUGUGUUAAAAUAUACUCCCAAGGAAAACUAUAAUGGAAAAACAGCAGCCCUCACUGUGGGUGGGAAAACCGUGUCACGCUUCUAUAAAUCUGAUUCUAUAUUGGAAUUUUACCGAGAACUUGGAUUGCCACCAAAACAGACAAUUAAAAUCUUUCAUGUGACAGAUAAUGCUGUAAUUAAGCCAGGGACCCCGCUUUAUGCUGCUCACUUUCGCCCUGGACAGUAUGUGGAUGUCACAGCCAAAACUAUUGGUAAAGGUUUUCAGGGUGUCAUGAAAAGAUGGGGAUUUAAAGGCCAACCGGCUUCUCAUGGUCAAACGAAGACCCACAGGAGACCUGGAGCUAUUUCAACUGGAGAUGUUGCCAGAGUCUGGCCUGGAACUAAAAUGCCUGGGCAGAUGGGAAAUCAGAGCAGGACUGUGUAUGGACUGAAAGUGUGGAGAGUGAACACCAAGCACAACAUUAUCUACGUAAAUGGCUCUGUCCCAGGACAUAAAAACUGCUUAGUAAAGGUCAAAGACUCUAUACUGCCUGCGUAUAAGGAUCAUUGUAAAGACCUGCCAUUCCCUACUUACUUUCCUGAUGGAGACGAAGAAGAACUUGCAGAAGACUUGUAUGAUGAGCACGUGUUGCAGCCCAGUGCACCUUCUGUUACAUUUGCCUGAUGUCACUGGCACGGCAGAACUUUCCAACUUUGUGUGCUUGUGCACUUGAUGAACCAGAACAGUAGUAGAACCAGGAAUGGUAUCCUCUGCUCAGUUAUGGUGCUGCGCUCUUUAUCAAAGGACAUGAAUGCGUCAUUUCCCUCACAAAAAUCUGAUUAGCAAACUUACUACAUUAAAUAAAUCAGUCACAUAGA
Mesocricetus auratus (golden hamster) is the source of this 1405-nucleotide messenger RNA. It is a transcript of the gene Mrpl3, whose product is annotated as mitochondrial ribosomal protein L3. Gene Ontology annotation, molecular function: structural constituent of ribosome. Bases 165 to 1211 code for a protein of 348 amino acids. Gene Ontology annotation, cellular component: ribosome; mitochondrial large ribosomal subunit. The transcript is spliced from 10 exons. Gene Ontology annotation, biological process: translation. The record is from RefSeq and is a predicted model, not a curated record. NCBI's taxonomy places the organism in Eukaryota, Metazoa, Chordata, Mammalia, Rodentia, Cricetidae.